Messenger RNA from Suricata suricatta (meerkat), 2255 nucleotides. It is a transcript of the gene WDR12, whose product is annotated as WD repeat domain 12. Lineage: Eukaryota; Metazoa; Chordata; Mammalia; Carnivora; Herpestidae. Gene Ontology annotation, molecular function: protein binding. The record is from RefSeq and is a predicted model, not a curated record. Gene Ontology annotation, cellular component: preribosome, large subunit precursor; PeBoW complex. The coding region runs from base 437 to 1708 and encodes 423 amino acids. Gene Ontology annotation, biological process: maturation of 5.8S rRNA from tricistronic rRNA transcript (SSU-rRNA, 5.8S rRNA, LSU-rRNA); ribosome biogenesis; maturation of LSU-rRNA from tricistronic rRNA transcript (SSU-rRNA, 5.8S rRNA, LSU-rRNA). The transcript is spliced from 14 exons.
GUGGGCGCAGACAGCUCGGCUAUACCUCCGACUCCCCUAAUCCCGCCACCUCUGAGAACCCUACAGGGCGAGGAGGGAAGUCCACAAAGUGCCGGAGCAGAGGGGAGAAAAUUCAAAACGAGUCUACUCAACCUCGUCUUGGCUCCGAGGCCCUGCCAUGGAGACCAGCACAAUGCGCAGGCGCAUCCUUCGGAGAACGCGCAGCGCAGUACUGUGAGGCAAGACCACAAUCGGCCACCGUCGUCCAUUUCCCUUAUGAUUCCUUUUCCCCACCCCACGUAUUCCUCUCACCUGGAUCUAAAGCCUGAAGCUGGAGGCGGGAGCAUUCCGAAAGACUCGGUAGAGUGAUUGGGAGUAUGCUCUUAGAAGACCAGAACGCCUGUUGUCUAUUACCCCCCUUCGUUUCCGUAGACAAGUUUUGUGUAUACUCCUCGCAAUGGCUCAGCUCCAGGCACGCUUCUACACUGACAAUAAGAAAUAUGCGGUAGAUGAUGUUCCCUUCUCAAUUCCUGCAGCCUCCGAAAUUGCUGACCUUAGUAACAUCAUCAAUAAAUUGCUGGAGGCCAAAAAUGAGUUCCACAAACAUGUGGAGUUUGAUUUCCUUAUCAAGGGCCAGUUUCUACGAAUGCCUUUGCUCAAACACAUGGAACUGGAAAACAUCUCAUCAGAAGAGGUUGUGGAACUUGAGUAUGUGGAGAAGUACACUGCACCUCAGCCAGAGCAAUGCUUGUUCCAUGAUGACUGGAUCAGUUCAGUGAGAGGGGCAGAGGAAUGGAUCUUGACAGGUUCUUAUGAUAAGACUUCUAGGAUCUGGUCCUUGGAAGGAAAGUCAAUAAUGACAAUUGUGGGACACACAGAUGUUGUAAAAGAUGUGGCCUGGGUGAAAAAAGACAGUUUGUCUUGCCUACUAUUGAGUGCCUCUAUGGAUCAGACUAUUCUCUUAUGGGAGUGGAAUGUAGAGAGAAACAAAGUGAAAGCCCUGCACUGCUGCAGAGGUCAUGCUGGAAGUGUGGAUUCUAUAGCUGUUGAUACCACAGGAAGUAAAUUUUGCAGUGGCUCCUGGGACAAGAUGCUAAAGAUCUGGUCUACAGUUCCUACAGAUGAAGAAGAUGAAAUGGAGGAAUCCACAAAUCGACCGAGAAAGAAACAGAAAACAGAGCAGUUGGGACUAACAAGGACUCCCAUAGUGACCCUCUCUGGCCACACGGAAGCAGUUUCAUCAGUUCUGUGGUCAGAUGCUGAAGAAAUCUGCAGUGCAUCUUGGGACCACACAAUUAGAGUGUGGGAUGUUGAGUCUGGCAGUCUUAAGUCAACCUUGACAGGAAAUAGAGUAUUUAAUUCUAUCUCCUAUUCUCCACUUUGUAAACGUUUAGCAUCUGGAAGCACAGAUAGGCAUAUCAGGCUGUGGGAUCCCCGAACUAAAGAUGGCUCUUUGGUGUCGCUGUCCCUAACCUCACAUACAGGUUGGGUCACAUCAUUAAAGUGGUCUCCUACCCAUGAGCAGCAGCUGAUUUCAGGUUCUUUAGAUAACAUUGUAAAGCUGUGGGAUACAAGAAGUUGUAAGGCUCCUCUCUAUGAUCUGGCUGCUCAUGAAGACAAAGUUCUGAGUGUAGACUGGACAGACACAGGGUUACUUCUGAGUGGAGGAGCAGACAAUAAAUUGUAUUCCUACAGAUAUUCACCUACCACUUCUCAUAUUGGGGCUUGAAAGUGAAUGAUAGAUUUGAUUACAGAGAUUGUGUCUGUAAAUGAAAUUGAUAGAGAAUUCUCAGAUUGCAUCAGUGACGGUUCAGAAAGCAGCCUCUUAACAUUUAUGGUUUCGUCCUUGAUAAUAGCUAUCACUGUCUAUUUCUUUAUUUCUUAUUUAUUAUAAAGUAGUUUGUGUUAAAAUGUAAAAUGUGACCUGCCUUCUCAGCCAUUGAAACUAAACUGAAUUUUUUUUAGAGGUAUUGGUUUGAAUUAAGAUUUGCUUUUGAAAUGCUGUAAAAGAAUAUAUUACAAAUAAAGUAAUUGUCUGGAUUUUUAUUUCUGAUGGGGAAACCUAAGUUUUUCUACGUUAGCUGUUUAAGAAAAGUAUCUUAAGAAAACUUAUAAAUUCUAAAAGAGAAAAAAUUAGAAAUACGCUUUGUUUUGUAUAAAAUGUCUAACUAUCAUAAGAUUUUGUGGGUAUUCAACAUUAAAACGUGUAGUUGCCAAUUAAGAGUUUGCUGAAGUAUUUUAAGUGAAGUGCUUUGUAUUAAAGACAUCUUAGAAUC